Juglans regia (Persian walnut) is the source of this 2868-nucleotide messenger RNA. Its product is annotated as UBP1-associated protein 2B-like. The transcript has 2 exons. The coding region runs from base 124 to 1575 and encodes 483 amino acids. Lineage: Eukaryota; Viridiplantae; Streptophyta; Magnoliopsida; Fagales; Juglandaceae. The record is from RefSeq and is a predicted model, not a curated record. Gene Ontology annotation, molecular function: RNA binding.
CGAUCCGACCCUUUAAAAUCCAAACAGGGGUCUAUUGCUCAGUGAUGAUAGAGUGAACACGCUCCACUGUCCCCUCCCAUCUCAAACCCUAAAUUAAGAAAGAAAUCCCCUAAUUUCUCCGCCAUGGCCAAGAAGCGCAAGCUGCGACCCUCUGACCCCGAGCCCACCAAAGCCCCCGAAGCCGAGCCGCAAGAAGAACAGUCACAGGAGGCAACUGUCCCUGUAGAAGAGGAACAACUACAAUCCGAGCCAGAGCAAAUCCAGGGAGGAGACGCGCCCCAGGAGCAACAAGAGGACAUGGCUGUGGAAGAUUCCAAAGAAGAGGAACACGAGGAGCCCCGGGAAGAGGAACAAAAAGAAGUAGGGGGAAAAGAAUUGGAAGGAGAGCAAGAAGAGCACGAAAACCUGGAUGCCUUAAAAGAAGCCCAAACCGUAACAGCAAAUGGAACCGAGGUAAAGGACGAAGAGGAGGAGGACGACGAAGAAGAUGACGAGGAACCUGUGGAGAACCUUCUCGAUACCUUCUCGAAGGAUCAACUUCUAACCCUCAUUAAAAAGGCAGUGGACAAGCACCCGGACUUGAUCGAGGGCGUGCGCGAGCUGGCCGACGCCGAUCCGGCCCACCGCAAGAUCUUCGUCCACGGCCUCGGCUGGGACACCACGGCUGAAAACCUAAUCUCUGUCUUUGGCAGUUACGGUGAGAUCGAGGAUUGCAAGGCCGUCACAGACCGCGUCUCCGGCAAAUCCAAGGGCUACGCAUUUAUCCUUUUUAAGCACCGCAGCGGAACCCGCAAGGCCCUCCGGCAGCCUCAGAAGCAGAUUGGUAAUCGCACCACCUCCUGCCAGCUUGCCUCCUCAGGACCCGUCCCAACCCCACCGCCUGUAACCCCUCCGGUCUCGGAGUACACCCAGCGUAAGAUUUUUGUGAGCAAUGUAUCGGCCGAGGUCGAUACUAAUAAGCUGCUCGACUUCUUUAAGCAGUAUGGGGAGAUUGAGGACGGCCCACUGGGGCUCGAUAAGCAGACUGGGAAGCCUAAGGGUUUCGCUCUUUUCGUGUACAAGACCGCAGAUAGUGCGAAGAAGGCUUUGGAAGAGCCGCAUAAGAACUUUGAGGGGCAUACAUUGCAUUGCCAGAAGGCUAUAGAUGGUCCUAAACAAAAACAUUAUCACCAACAACCACCCUUUCCUCAUCAUCAGCACUCGCAUUACCAUUCUAGAAAGGAGAAGAAUAAGUAUUCCUCGGCCGGUGCGAGUGGGCCUGGCCAUGGGCAUUUGAUGGCACCGUCAGGCCCCGCGAUAGGGUUCAAUCCACAGGGACUGAACCCGGUUCUGGGUCAGGCCUUGUCUACAUUGCUUGCUACCCAGGGAGCUGGUUUGGGGCUCGGUAAUCUGCUUGGUGGUCUCGGUGGCGCCCCUGUGAACCCGGCGGGGCCACCAGCAGGAUAUGGGAAUCAGGCUGGAGGGAGCUAUGGGAACCAGUCGCUGAUGCAGGGUGGAUUUCAUAAUCCACAAAUGGGGCAGAGCAGUGCUGUUAGGCCUCACCCGGGCAGCGGUCCACCAUACAUGGGUCAUUAGGGAAGGAUGAGGAUAUGUGGAGAGGGGAUAUAUGAGAGGGGUUUAUUUGAUUCAACCUAGAAACUUGUAUAAACCUGGUAAAUCUCUUAUAACUUGUAAGUCACUUUGGUCAAGAAUGGAAGGGUAGCUAAUCAUUGGGAUAGGUCUUUGAAUCUUGCAUAGCAAACUAGAACAUUGUUGGUAUUUGUAACUGAGACCUUUGUACAUGAUACUGAUAUUACAUUUAUAUGUAGUCCUUAUGAUGGUUCUUGUAUACAUAGUCAUCCAUGUGCAUAAAUCAAUUGUAUUGGUUUGAGGCAUGGUCCUCUUAACCCUUGUGAUCAUGUUGGUUCAAUAUGUGGACCGUAGUUGUGUAGGUUAAGGAUGUAAUGUGUGGCAGCUCUCUUCUGCAAGGUAGUGUUCAUUGUCUAUGUGGCCUUUCCUAAUGUUUAUGGGAUGAUAAUCAUUCUGAACCCAUUGGAUGUCUUACCUUGUUCCUUUUAUUCAUGCUUUACGGUAUUGUCUUAUACUUACCUGUAUCUUGUGUUCAGAUUAUUGCUAUUUGCUUAUUGGGGUUUGGUUGAGGUUUAUCCGUGUGAGGGGUCUCUCACUUGAGGUUAUUUUUGUGGGGGUAAAAGUGAUUUUGACAUUGCAGAAGUUUAUUGACCCAUCAUUUCUUCUGACUAUUGAUCUCUUCAUCUUUUCUUAUUUACCGACCAGCAUGUAGAUUUGGUGUCCUGCAGUUACAGCUACUUUACAUUUGCAUUGAAACAUGACUUGUAAUAACUCUGCAAGUGCAUCUACUCGGUCUUUCACGUUUUCAUUGUUGUGUAUAUGAUUCAUACCUCACUAAAGAUACUGAUCAAGAUCUAGGUCCCAUAUCAGUCCUUAGCAUAUAUAGAAAACCAGAUUUUUUUUAACCUGUCGUUCUGACCUUAUCUUAACUCUUUUGGAUUUCUCACCUUAUUUGCUUUGAAUUGGAAAAUUGAUUCUAGAUGUUAUAUAAAUUUUUUGUUUAGUUUUACCUCGCAUAGCAGUAAAUCAAUUUUUAUUUAGCAAUGGCCGUUUCUAAAUUUUAACUCCAUUCCCAAGAUUGCUUUCUAACUAUUAUCAAUCCAUUGUUCCAUAAUGACAUCUAAAUCAUGUUAUUUCAAUGCUUCAUUUUGCUGCAAAAUUAAAUUUUAAUUGAAUAGAAUAAGGGACAACACAAGAAUGUCUUACGAGCAACUUCUAUCAUUUUUUCAGUGUUUAUUUUUAUGUCCUCUUCCACUGUAAAUAGUUGGUUUUGAAUUUAGUCUUUUUAUGCGUUAUGUA